Molecule: messenger RNA, 927 nt
Organism: Phlebotomus papatasi
Lineage: Eukaryota; Metazoa; Arthropoda; Insecta; Diptera; Psychodidae
Exons: 2
Coding region: 1-927 (308 amino acids)
Biological process (GO): DNA replication, removal of RNA primer
Molecular function (GO): RNA-DNA hybrid ribonuclease activity; nucleic acid binding
Source: RefSeq, a predicted model, not a curated record
AUGGUAGCGCUCUUCACCGACGGCUCCUCUGGAGCCGGGUACCACUGUCCAGAACUCCGACUUGGCGGGUCUGUGCCACUCGGCCGGUAUACUACUGUAUUCCAGGCUGAGGUUACAGCAAUGCUAAUUGGGAUUCGAAGCCUGACUGAGUCUGAUGUUUCUGACAGGAAAAUAAACAUAUUCUCUGACAGCAGAGCUGCUUUACUUUCCAUAUCAGGAAACAACUCCCGCUCUUCGCUAGUGCUCGAGUGCCGGAAAAUGGUGGAAGCGGUCUCACUUACCCGUGAGAUCGACCUACAUUGGGUACCUGGGCACUGUGGAAUUGCGGGUAAUGAAGAGGCUGACCGCCUCGCAGUGGCAGGAGCGAAGACCGAAUUCAUAGGUCCUGAGCCUGCCGUGGGAGUGUCGCCCCAAAUGAAGAAAACCAUCAUUGGGGUGGAUUUACUCGCACAACAUCAAACGGUCUGGGCGGCUACAGGCAACUGUCGUGUGUCCAGACUGUUCAUGCCACUUGUGGACAGGAAAAGGACAGAGUACCUGGUGAGCAGUAACCGCUGCGAAGCGCGGAAGUUUGCUGAUCUUCUUACCGGACACUGUCUAAACAAACACCUCAACAGAUUGGGUGUUGAGUGUAAUCCAACCUGUGGAGGUUGUAACAACGCUGAGGAAACGGUCCUACAUUAUGUAUGUCCCAGCCUUUACAACACCAGACGAGCGCUACUUGGGAAAGUGGUGCUGAACUGGAAUGAUCUACCAAAAUUGAAGCCGGCUUGUCUAAUGGAAUUUAUCCGAAGGACUGGCUGGCUCAAUACACAAAACCCCGGGCGAGUCGGCGAGAACAUGAUACGCAAGGAGGAUGGAGCGGCUGAAGCUGAGGCUGGAGCUGAAGGUGUAUGGAUGGACGCCGCCUUGCUGCCCCCAGAAUAA